This is a messenger RNA of Leopardus geoffroyi (Geoffroy's cat), 5010 nucleotides long. RefSeq names its product hypoxia up-regulated 1 (gene HYOU1). The record is from RefSeq and is a predicted model, not a curated record. Gene Ontology annotation, biological process: negative regulation of hypoxia-induced intrinsic apoptotic signaling pathway; cellular response to hypoxia; endoplasmic reticulum unfolded protein response. The transcript has 25 exons. Bases 193 to 3597 code for a protein of 1134 amino acids. Gene Ontology annotation, cellular component: endoplasmic reticulum chaperone complex. NCBI's taxonomy places the organism in Eukaryota, Metazoa, Chordata, Mammalia, Carnivora, Felidae. Gene Ontology annotation, molecular function: ATP-dependent protein folding chaperone; ATP binding.
CCAAUGAGCGCGCGCCGCGUCCGGGGCCGGCUGGUGCGCGAGACGCCGCGGAGAGAUUGGUGGCUAAUGUAACAGUUUGCAAACCGAGGGGAGUUGUGAAGGGCGCGGGCUUGGGGGCGCCCUGCCGGCCUCGUGGGUACGUCCGCCGCCGCGUUUGUCCCAGAGCUGGGGCCGCAGGAGCGCAGAGGCACAAUGGCAGCCACCGUCAGGAGGCAGAGGCCGAGGAGGCUAGCCUGUUGGGCCUUGAUGGCUGUGCUCUUGGCAGAUCUGUUGGCACUGAGUGACACGCUGGCAGUGAUGUCUGUGGACCUGGGCAGCGAGUCCAUGAAGGUGGCCAUCGUCAAACCCGGAGUGCCCAUGGAAAUUGUCUUGAACAAGGAAUCCCGGAGGAAAACCCCAGUGACUGUGACCCUGAAAGAAAAUGAAAGAUUCUUUGGAGACAGUGCAGCAAGCAUGGCCAUCAAGAAUCCAAAGGCGACACUGCGUUACUUCCAGCACCUCUUGGGGAAGCAGGAGGGAAACCCCCAUGUGGCCCUUUACAGAGCCCGUUUUCCAGAGCAUGAGCUAGGCUUCGACCCACAGAGGCAGACUGUGCACUUCCAGAUCAGUCCGCAGCUACAGUUCUCACCCGAGGAGGUACUCGGCAUGGUUCUCAAUUACUCACGUUCCCUGGCUGAAGAUUUUGCAGAGCAGCCCAUCAAGGAUGCAGUGAUCACCGUGCCAGCCUUCUUCAAUCAGGCCGAGCGCCGAGCUGUGCUGCAGGCGGCUCGCAUGGCUGGCCUCAAAGUGCUACAGCUCAUCAAUGACAACACCGCCACCGCCCUCAGCUACGGCGUCUUCCGCCGGAAAGAUAUCAACACCACUGCCCAGAACGUCAUGUUCUAUGACAUGGGCUCUGGCAGCACCGUGUGCACCAUUGUCACCUACCAGAUGGUGAAGACUAAGGAGGCGGGGAUGCAGCCACAGCUGCAGAUCCGGGGAGUGGGAUUUGACCGCACCCUGGGGGGCUUGGAGAUGGAACUCCGGCUGCGUGAGCACCUGGCAAGGCUUUUCAACAAGCAGCGGAAGGGCCAGGGAGCUAAGGAUGUGCGGGAGAACCCCCGUGCCAUGGCCAAGCUGCUACGGGAGGCGAAUCGACUCAAAACCGUCCUGAGUGCCAACGCUGAUCACAUGGCACAGAUCGAGGGCCUGAUGGAUGAUGUGGACUUCAAGGCGAAAGUGACCCGUGCGGAGUUUGAAGAGUUGUGUGCAGAUUUAUUUGAGCGGGUGCCCGGGCCUGUGCAGCAGGCCCUCCAGAGUGCCGAAAUGAAUUUGGAUGAGGUUGAGCAGGUGAUCCUGGUUGGUGGGGCCACUCGGGUCCCCAAAGUUCAGGAGGUGCUGUUGAAGGCUGUGGGCAAGGAGGAACUGGGGAAGAACAUCAACGCAGACGAAGCAGCUGCUAUGGGGGCUGUGUACCAGGCAGCCGCACUCAGUAAAGCCUUCAAGGUGAAGCCAUUUGUAGUGCGAGAUGCGGUGAUCUACCCCAUCCUGGUGGAGUUCACAAGGGAGGUGGAGGAGGAGCCUGGGGUUCGCAGCCUGAAGCACAAUAAGCGUGUUCUCUUCUCCCGAAUGGGGCCCUACCCUCAACGCAAAGUCAUCACCUUUAACCGCUACAACCAUGACUUUAACUUCCACAUCAACUAUGGUGACCUGGGCUUCCUGGGGCCUGAGGAUCUUCGGGUAUUUGGCUCCCAGAAUUUGACCACAGUGAAGCUGAAAGGUGUGGGUGAGAGCUUCAAGAAGUAUCCCGACUACGAGUCUAAGGGCAUCAAGGCUCACUUCAACCUGGAUGAGAGUGGCGUGCUCAGCCUCAUCAGGGUGGAGUCUGUGUUUGAGACAUUGGUGGAGGACAGCCCAGAGGAGGAAUCUACCUUGACCAAACUUGGCAACACCAUCUCCAGCCUGUUUGGAGGUGGUACCACACCAGACACUAAAGAGAAUGGUACAGACACUGUCCAGGUAAGGCCAGCACGGAGCCAGGGGAGCUUGGAGGAUGGUGAAUGGGGCCGGGUAGUAGCAACAGAGGCAGGGAGGGAUUGGGGCAGGCAUUCCAGCUGCCUAGGACUGACUAGACCCCCGCCCUCCCCGCUUUCCCCGGGCCUUUGCCGAGUGAACCAUACCCUCCUCUGGACCCUGAGCUGUCCCUGUGCUCGGGCUCCAGGGCACAUUCCCUCCAUCUCGAAGCACUGCUCCUCCAACCAGACUGCCUGCCGUAGUCUGGACAGCCUGUUACCGUAUGGUCAUCUGCCUGUCCCCAGGCUGUGCUGGGAGCAGCAGGCCCCUUCGCAGCAGAGCCUGGGGGAUUUGGCGUUGCCGGCUGAGCGAUUCAUCCAUAGGCUCUGCUGGGGACCUCUUGUUUCCCAGGAGGAAGAGGAGAGCCCUGCUGAGGGGAGCAAGGAUGAGCCUGGAGAGCAAGCAGAGCUCAAGGAGGAGGCGGAGGCCCCAGUGGAGGACACCUCUCCGCCCCCACCCACUGAGCCGAAGGAGGCUGCAGUUCCUGAGGAAGAAAAGGCCACAGAAAAAGAAAACGAGGAAAAGCCUGAGGCCCAGAAGCCAAGUGAGAAAAAGGAGGCAGGGUCUGAGGCUGCCCCUCCAGCCCCAGAGGAAGAAAAGAAGCAGAAGCCUGCCCGGAAGCAAAGAAUGGUAGAGGAGAUUGGGGUGGAGCUGGUGGUUCUGGACCUGCCUGACUUGCCCGAGGAUGAGCUGGCCCACUCAGUGCAAAAACUUCAAGACUUGACAUCCCGAGACCUAGAGAAGCAGGAACGGGAGAAGGCUGCCAACAGCUUGGAAGCUUUUAUUUUUGAGACCCAGGACAAACUGUACCAACCCGAGUACCAGGAAGUGUCCACAGAGGAGCAGCGCGAGGAGAUCUCUGGGAAACUCGGCGCUGCCUCUGCCUGGCUGGAGGACGAGGGCUUCGGGGCCACCACAGUGAUGCUGAAGGAGAAGCUGACUGAGCUGAGGAAGCUAUGCCACGGGUUGUUUUUUCGGGUAGAAGAGCGCAAGAAGUGGCCUGAACGGCUGGCUGCCCUUGAUAAUCUCCUCAACCAUUCCAGCAUGUUCCUCAAGGGCGCCCGGCUCAUCCCAGAGAUGGAGCAGAUCUUCACUGAGGUGGAGAUGACAACGCUGGAGAAAGUCAUCAACGAGACCUGGGCCUGGAAGAAUGCGACCACGGCCGAGCAGGCCAAGCUUCCCGCCACAGAGAAACCCGUGUUGCUCUCAAAAGACAUCGAGGCCAAGAUGAUGGCCCUGGACCGUGAGGUGCAGUAUCUGCUCAACAAGGCCAAGUUUACCAAGCCCCGGCCCCGACCCAAGGACAAGAAUGCAACCCGGGCAGAGCCUCCCCUCAAUGCCAGUGCCAGUGACCAAGCAGAGAAGGUCAUCCCCCCACCAGGCCAGACUGAAGAUGCGAAGCCCAUUUCAGAACCUGAGAAAGAGACUGCAGGAUCUGAACAGGCAGACACCGAACCUCUGGAGUUAGAAGGUCCUGGAGCAGAACCGGAACAGAAGGAGCAGCCGACAGGACAGAAGCGGACUUUGAAGAAUGAUGAAUUAUAACCAACCCCCCAGCUCCCCCUCUCACCCCUCCCCCUUCUCCUACCUCCUCUAUUUAUUAAACAUCGAGGGUCGGGGGAGGGGUUGCUCCUGCCUUCAGAGGCUUCGGUUCCUUUUCUCUCACCUUGAUUGGAGGUGUGGAGAAGGGGGAGGAAGGGACAGCUCACCAGUUCCUUCGGCAGUGGUUCUGUGGUAAAAACUGAAAUUGUUUUAUUUCCCAGUCCCACCCCUGGUUCCUUACCCAUCCAGGCCCUCGUUUGGGGAAAAUCACUAUUAUGUCUUAAUUCUUUGCCUGUGGGUAGGUGAGAGAUUGGCUGUUGAUGGGGUCGAUGGACCUGGCAGGUGGGAGAGGGAUGCCCUGGGCUAUUAGAGAGUCUCCAGUCUUCUCUGUCCUCCUCCCUGCUUCCCUCUUCCACUACCAAGUCCGCCCCUACAGGGGCCAGUGUCUACAGAGCCUUGGUUACCAGGUCUGGUUUCUGAGUGCCUAUCUAUGCUCUUUCCUCCUCCAAGGUCUUGUCUUUCCCUAAAAGGCCCCAUCCCCGGUGACGACUCUUCCCCUGGUUUCCUUGGCUUCCGGUUGUGAGUAAGGCAGCUGUCUGCCUCUUGCCCCAGCCUUUCCAUCUGGACUGGCUGCAGUAAAGCUAGAUCCAUCCCCACCCGCGGUGGCCAGAGUAGGCAGCAAGAACGUGAAGAAGGGAAGCCAGCCGCCUCUGUGGGAGAGACGUCUGAAAACCCGGGAGCUCCCACUUAUGGCCUCUCAGACACAGGAAAGCGUGUGGAGUGACCAGCGUGGGAUGCCAGCAUCCUGCGAGCACUGUCAGAGUCUGCAUCUUCCCUUUUCCUGUCCCUCCGUGUCCCUGUGACUCCUGGCCCUCUCUGCUCUCCUGUCUUCUGCCCUCCUAGAUAUGGCCUUUCCCUGGUCCCUUGGCCCCCUGGGCUGACCAAAAUGUGCUUUCUACUGUGAGCCCCUAUCCCAAGACCCUGGGAGAAGGAGAGACCAUGGCGUGAAUGUAAAAAUGCCACCUCACCCUCUUUGAGGCAGGCCGUGUGGGUGAAGGAAGAGGGUGUGGGCUGGCCUGCCUUUCUUGCAUUGCUCUGCUACGAUGGAGGCUCUUUACCCAUCAUGCCGAUGUUGGGGAGCCUGUCCUCCAGUAUUCGUCUGGAGCAGGAGCCACAGCGCCACCCAGCUCCCAGGGCAAGGGGGAACCUGGUUGUGUCUGUCCUUUGUCUUUUUUCCUUUUUUUUUUUUUUUUUUUUUUGCCACAUUGGCAGAUAUGAGACUUAAGGGUCCCACCCCAUCCUGUAUGUUUGAGUUCUUUCACUAGCGGUUGAGGCUGGUUGGACAGGUUUGAGUCAAAUUGUACUUUGGUCCAUUGUUAAUUGAGAAACUGUUUCAAUAAAAUAUUCUUUUCUACA